Molecule: messenger RNA, 3853 nt
Organism: Grammomys surdaster
Lineage: Eukaryota; Metazoa; Chordata; Mammalia; Rodentia; Muridae
Gene: Cds1
Product: CDP-diacylglycerol synthase 1
Exons: 13
Coding region: 54-1439 (461 amino acids)
Cellular component (GO): endoplasmic reticulum membrane
Molecular function (GO): phosphatidate cytidylyltransferase activity
Source: RefSeq, a predicted model, not a curated record
UCCGCGGUGGCGGGGCGCUAGUCGACGCCAGCCCAGCGACGCGGGAGCGGGACAUGCUGGAGCUGCGGCACCGCGGGGGCUGCCCCGGCCCCGGGGGAGCGGGGCCGCCGCCACCUCGCGAGGGAGAGGCGGCCGGCGGCGACCACGAAACCGAGAGCACCAGCGACAAAGAAACAGAUAUUGAUGACAGGUAUGGAGAUCUCGAUGCCAGAGGAGAUUCUGACGUUCCUGAGGUCCCACCAUCUUCAGACAGGACCCCUGAGAUUCUCAAGAAAGCCCUGUCCGGACUGUCUUCAAGAUGGAAGAACUGGUGGGUUCGUGGGAUCCUCACCCUUGCCAUGAUCUCCCUCUUUUUCCUGAUCAUCUACAUGGGCUCCUUCAUGCUGAUGCUUCUGGUUCUGGGCAUCCAAGUGAAAUGCUUCCAGGAGAUCAUCACCAUCGGGUACAGGGUCUACCACUCCUAUGACCUCCCGUGGUUUAGAACACUAAGUUGGUACUUCCUGCUGUGCGUGAACUACUUCUUCUAUGGAGAGACAGUGGCAGAUUACUUCGCCACGUUUGUGCAGAGGGAGGAACAGCUGCAGUUCCUCAUCCGCUACCACAGGUUCAUAUCCUUCGCCCUCUACCUGGCAGGUUUCUGCAUGUUUGUCCUGAGCUUGGUGAAGAAACACUACCGACUGCAGUUCUAUAUGUUCGCAUGGACUCACGUCACUUUACUGAUAACCGUCACUCAGUCACAUCUUGUCAUCCAAAAUCUGUUUGAAGGCAUGAUAUGGUUCCUUGUUCCCAUAUCAAGCGUCAUCUGCAAUGACAUCACGGCUUACCUUUUUGGAUUUUUUUUUGGAAGAACUCCUUUAAUUAAGCUGUCUCCUAAGAAGACCUGGGAAGGAUUCAUUGGCGGUUUCUUCUCCACAGUCAUAUUUGGAUUCAUUGCUGCCUAUGUGUUGUCCAAGUACCAGUACUUUGUGUGCCCGGUGGAAUACAGAAGUGAUGUCAACUCCUUUGUGACAGAAUGUGAGCCCUCAGAACUGUUCCAGCUUCAGAAUUAUUCCCUCCCUCCAUUCCUACAGACAGUGCUGAGCCGGGAAACCGUGAGUUUGUACCCCUUCCAGAUACACAGCAUUGCCCUUUCGACAUUUGCAUCACUGAUUGGCCCAUUUGGAGGUUUCUUCGCCAGUGGAUUCAAAAGAGCUUUCAAAAUCAAGGAUUUUGCAAACACUAUUCCUGGACAUGGUGGGAUAAUGGACAGAUUUGAUUGUCAGUAUUUGAUGGCAACAUUCGUGCAUGUGUACAUCACCAGCUUUAUCAGGGGUCCGAAUCCCAGCAAAGUGCUCCAGCAGCUGUUAGUGCUUCAGCCUGAACAGCAGUUAAAUAUCUACAGAACCCUGAAGAUCCAUCUCACCGAGAAAGGCAUCCUGCAGCCCACCUUGAAGGUGUAGCGGCCCUGCGAAGCCAGACUGCUGAGGAGGAGCUCUCAGAACUGCUCUGACUGAAGUCGUGCACUCAGCCAUCCUGGGCUAAAAACUUGGUAGAUGUGGGUUUUGCAGAUAUGAAUGUUUCUUUCUCUGAAAUUACUGUGAAUAUUUAACAGACACAUGAUGUAAAAUGAGUAUGCUGCAGUCACCCACCCGGGAAAGAUCCUGUACUUUUCUAAGAUGUAUUUUCCAAUGUUAAGUUCUCUGCCCUCACUGGCCAGGUUCCAUGAUUUAGGAAACUUGCGUUUUUAGAGUCAAACACUAUCAUCACCUGAGGCCCUCUUAGGGUUGUGCCUGGCAGUGUGAUCUCUUGCACAAACAUUGACCUUUGCACUGGGAAUGGCCCCUUUGCAGCUGGAUGCUCUGUAGGCACUGUGGGAAGCGAGGUCUCGGGCUUCCUUCUCUGAUGAUCUCAAGCGUUUCUGAGGGGGAGUUAGAUUAAAAAAGAAAGAAAAAGAGCGAUUGUCCACUUUUUUCUCUUUUCUUUUUGUUUGUUUAUUUAUGGUACUGGGGCUAGAACCCAGGGUCUGGUACACACCAGGCAGGUGCCCCCUCCUGGUCUCUGCUCCAGCUGGAGAAGUCAUCAUCUGCCGAGUGCAAACAGUAGUUUCAAAACUCAGAAGCUAGAGGCUGAAACUUACACCAUUAUUGAUUUGUUUAAAAAGAAGUUAUCAGAAUCCAUUUCUGAUGAAACUUUUCGAGAAGCACCUAACCAACUUCCCAAGAGCUUCAGAGUGGGUCCUGCAUGAGGAGCCCAGCAUGAGGCCCCUCUACCAAAAACACGUCCCCAGGGAUGGUAGUCGGUGAGUUGGGGCAGCAGCUGAGCAGCAGCCUCGGGUGAGGCAGUGCAUGGCAGCCCCGGGCCUGCCUCUCUGUACACCACACCUGAGAAGAGGACAGUUUCCCCUAAAGACCCAGCUCUGGGCCCGUCACAUUGCACUUCCUGUCAUGUCAUAAAACCCAAGAAUAAAAAUCAAGCAGCGACAAUAGCGAUGAAGCAGAAAAGCACACGAAUGCCAUGCCUUGUACAGGCGGGACAGGACACUGAGCAGGCCAGCGGAGCUCCUGCGGCUGCGGCUGCGGCUGCGGAUGCGGCUGCAGUGGCUGCUGCUGUGUGCUCUGCAGCCAUACGGAACCAAAAGUCACGGUCACCUGCAGAGAUGACCUAGUUUUCCAACUUCAGUGCCCGGAGACGGAGACACUGUAAAGGAUAAUUUGGUAAUUAAAAGAGUAAAUAUUUUUGCUUAAAUUAGAAAUGAAUUUUAGUUAUGACACAUUUCCUUCCCAUUGUAGAUGUACCUGGGUUCUGAGAACGAGCUCACAGGCAUCACAAGGUCUAUGCGUGUAUGUGUGAGCAGGACAGAUGCUGUGGUCCUCAGUCCCAAGAACCCGAUCGUUGGCCCCCAGGUGACCCCAGGCUACACUCAGCCCACGUCCUCUGCAUACAACCCAGUGGGGGCCUGGGAAGCCCUGCCAGAUCAAGUUACCCCCUCUCAAUCGGGCCACGUGGGAGCCAAUGUCAGUGUCCUCUGCUUCUGUCUGUCCCACACCCUGCCCCAGACAUUGACCAUAAAUGAGUUGCAGGAACCAAAGAAACAGAGGUAAACCUUGUGAUAGGACCAUGUCCCGAGAACGGGGCAGUGUGCAAAGAUGCUUGAGGACAAGGUGGCUUCUCCUUAACUCCCACGUUGUCAUGGUGAGGGGUUGCGAGGUGUAAUUAUGAGAGCAUUACUUAAUACAGGUAUUAAAAGUCAAUAUUGUCUAAACAAAGGAUGAAACCAGGACUAUUUGGGGUUACAGUAAAAGCUUUCUCAAGUCGAUUUUUUAGAGCUGGGUGUACAUUAUGCCACAUAAAAACAAGUGAGUGCUUUGACAGUGCUCUAGUGAUGAGCACUUCAGCAUACUUUAUAGCAUGUAUUUUAGAGUGGACUAUGCUUUAGCAAACAAUCAUCGUGAGAGCCAGACGCUGAUCAGCAUUACAUUUGCACUGGAAGAGGCUUCAUCCAAUGGAGCAAUGUGGUGGAUGAAUGACAACCAGGAAGGCCCUCCACAGCGGUGACUGUCGAUGGAAAAUCGCCAUUGGAACUGCCACUUGACUUGUUAGCCAUGGGAUAGUGAUGUCUGAGCGGGGCAUUCACCUGCGUUUUCCUUGUGGUUUCUCACAGACAGUUGCUGUCUGAGAUUAAAGACUGUAACCCCCCCCCCCCUUGUCCCUGUCUUCGUUUGCACUUUGAACAGAGGUCAUGGCAACACCUGGUUUGAUGAAUGGUCGUGACGAUGUGUAUAUACUGUACAGGGUGAGAGUUUAUGAUAUGUGUCAAUCAGUUCUCUGAAUCUUUUUACUGAAACUGGGAUAGAAAAAUAAAAAUUCAAUGGUA